GUAAAAAAAAAAAAAAAAAAAAUGUCCUGGUUUAGGUCGGUGGUGUAUAAAGCAGUAGAAGCGGGAGCGGGAGGAAAAUCAAACUUAACACGCAAAGUCCGCAACUAUGCCGACACCGUCGUUCAAGCCGGCAAUGCCGUGGCGGAGGGCGCCAAGAUCAUCCAGCACCGUAUUGGGUCUGGGAACUCGAAGAAUUUUAGGCUUACUGUCAAAAGAUUGGAUGAAGUUUCUGUGUCUUGUAGAGGGGAUGAAAGAGUUCAAUUAUUGAGAAGGUGGUUGGUUGAACUUAAAGAGAUUGAGAGAAUAUCUGCAGCUUAUCCUGAGAACAAUGACAAGCUUCCCGACGAACAAAUUAUCCCUGAAGACUCCAAGGAUUCUCCCAGAAAGGCCACUGUGGUUUAUUAUGUUGACUCUGAGCUUGGGACAAUGACUUUUCAUGAUACCUUCCUUCACAGUCAAGCUCUUGAAGGCAUAACAUUAUCUGUGAUUCUUGAAGCGCCAAAUGAAGAAGAAGUUACAAUACUUCUGGAGAUAUUUGGGCUCUGCCUUACAGGAGAAAAGGAAGUUCAUAAAGCAGUUAUGAGCAAAAUACUCGAUUUGGCAUCAACUUUCUCUAGUUAUGAGGAUGAAGUAUUGGUAAAGCGAGAAGAAUUGCUCCAGUAUGCUCAAGCUGCAAUUUCAGGAUUGAAAAUAAAUGCUGAAAAUGCAAGAAUAGAUGCUGAAGCUUGCAAUCUGAUGGAAAAACUAGAUAAAAUGAAGCCAGUCCAUCAGUCUCCGAAUGUAGCUAGAGAAAAAUCACCAGAAGAAACAACUGCUGUAACAAAAAAGGCUCUUGAAGAGGCACUUGGACAAAUUGAACUGUGUUCAGCUUUGGAGUCACUUUUACUGAAGAAGAAAUCUUUGAGAAAUGGAGAUUCUCCGGAUUUGCAUGCUGAAAAGAUACAUAAAUUGAAAAUUUUAUCAGAGUCUCUUCUCAAUUCUACGGCAAAAGCUGAAAGACGUAUUCUAGAUCACAGGUCUCAGAAAGAAGAAACACUGAACUAUCAUGCAGUUAAAUCCAGCGAAGUUAGCCAGCUCGAGAAGGAUUUGGAAGUGGAAAUUGAACAACUUGAGAAUGAAAGAGAUGAACUUGAAGCUGCAUUAAAAAAGGUCAAUGAUUCAUUGACUACAUGUCGAGCAAGGCUUCGCAAUGCUAGGGAAGAACGAGAACAAUUUGAUGAAGCCAGUGAUCAAAUUUUAGUACAUCUUAAAGCCAGGGAAGAAGAGCUCUCGAAGUCGAUUUCUUUAUGUAGAAGAGAAGCAGAUGUUGUUAGUACAUGGAUAAAUUUUUUGGAAGAAACUUGGGCAAUACACACUACAAGUAUUGAGCAAAAGGAGAAGCAGGUCAAUGCUGAGUUGGAGAAAUAUGGAGAAUAUUUAACAAAUUUGGUUGUUCAGCUUUUUACAUUUUGCAAGGAACAGUUGGAGCCUUUCCUCAUCCGUCUUAGAGGACUUGUGGGGGUAUUGCGGUCAUUUCAAGGGUCAGAGAUAGUACCGAUUAUAAAGGAUGAUGAGACAAAAGCAAUAAAUGAAAGGAGAAAUCUUGAGAAUGAGUUCUUGGAUUGGGAAGCCAAGUUUCUAACUAUCUUAAGCAUGGUUGAAGGAGUGAAAAGGCAUUAUUACUAUGGAACUAAAGGCAUUAGCAGGAAAGACGAUGAAAGGAUCAAAGAUCUAGUUGAUGCACUUGAAAAGGUGAGAGAAGAAUUUGAGUCCAUUGAAAGACCAUUUCUGCAAGUUGAACAUCCAAUACACAUAUCAAAGUCGCCAUUAAGUUCCCCUCACGGUCAAUCUCCUAGGUACAAACAGAUGAGUCUAGCAAAAAAACACACCAAGAAAACAAAAUCAUCCUUAGUUAAUGGAAAUCAGGCACCUGCAUUAGUGGAAUUGGAACACCUAGAAUCUGAAUUUGAAGAAGAUGACACAGGCUAUUUAGAUGAGCUUGGAGAAUGGGAAUUUGAUCAACUUGAAAAGGAGGUCAAAGUAAUCAACUGACCAUCAACUGAUGGUUAUGACAGGAAAAUGUAAAGAAAAAUGAUAUUGUAUCGAUCAUGGUGAUUAUGAUUCGAACGGUUAACGGUUAAAGGUAAACUACUUAAACAUCUUAUAUAUAAGAAAUAGAGUAUGUUGGUUAUCUAUAUUUUCACUUUCUAACAAUGUUGUGCUUUGACAAGCCUAGAUGAACAAGGGCUUUCCUUUUUGAGUAGGAAACAAGUGUUAUUAUAUACAAAUGUAUAAAUUCGCAUCUUUGACAAUGUAAUGUAGAUACCUCUGUACAAAUGUAUCGUUUCCAAUGUCAAAGUAUGAUUCUUUUGCUUUUGUUUUUCCAUGUA
Messenger RNA from Jatropha curcas, 2369 nucleotides. RefSeq names its product centrosomal protein of 135 kDa-like protein. Lineage: Eukaryota; Viridiplantae; Streptophyta; Magnoliopsida; Malpighiales; Euphorbiaceae. The record is from RefSeq and is a predicted model, not a curated record.